Lucilia sericata (common green bottle fly) is the source of this 2169-nucleotide messenger RNA. It is a transcript of the gene Pbp49, whose product is annotated as snRNA-activating protein complex subunit 3. The record is from RefSeq and is a predicted model, not a curated record. The transcript is spliced from 2 exons. Gene Ontology annotation, biological process: snRNA transcription by RNA polymerase II; snRNA transcription by RNA polymerase III. Gene Ontology annotation, molecular function: core promoter sequence-specific DNA binding; RNA polymerase III type 3 promoter sequence-specific DNA binding; RNA polymerase II cis-regulatory region sequence-specific DNA binding. Bases 210 to 1508 code for a protein of 432 amino acids. Gene Ontology annotation, cellular component: snRNA-activating protein complex. Lineage: Eukaryota; Metazoa; Arthropoda; Insecta; Diptera; Calliphoridae.
UUUUCUUCGCCGUUUUCGCUGCUGUCAGUUUAUGAGAAAACAAAAAAAUAUGUACCCAAUUCGCCCAAAAUGGUGGUAUUGUGUGGUCUUGUUGUUGUUGUUGGUGGCAAAAUCUAAAUGGAAAAAUACACAAGCACGCGUUAAUUUUCUUCAUUAACAAAUAUUUAACUUAAUUUAUUACAACAUAUAGUUGAUGUUUAUUAUCUAAAAUGGAAGAAAUCCUGGGACAGUCUAUGCAACCCCCUAUAAAUCUUAAAGAUUAUCUUUUAAAUUAUAAAAAGAAAUUUAAACAUCCCUAUAAUCUACCUCCUGCUGAUAUAAAUAUAGCAGAAGCCUUGCAUCUUUCCGAUGAUGAUGAACAAUACAAGACCAUAGAGGCAAAUUGUUCUCUAGAGCAUUUAAAACAGCCUAGUGAUCCACGUGUGGCCGAUUUUGUACCCGGCUAUUCUGAAAUACCCCGAAAAACUACUGCCAAUAUAGAUAUAAAAAGCGUGAAACUAAAAACCUUUGAACUGUUAAUAAAACAUAAACAAUGCAAAAAACCAAGUGCAUUUCAACGCUCAAGGGAGUGUUUUACAAUGAUGAAACUGCCUGCAGCAUCUAAAGAAACAACAGAGCCCUAUAUACAACCCGGUGAAGAAAUUAUUGUUUAUGUACGAUUUUAUCGUCCGGCGCGUGCCACCCAUAUUGGUCGCACUUUGGAAAAGCCAGUUUUUUCGCAGGAAUUUGCGUGUCUGGGCCGGAAUUUCCUAAGUGAAUUGCGUGAUAAAGUUUAUUGCGUCUGCAAUAAUAAACGAUUUUUCGAUGUAAGCGAACAACCCGAGGAGCCUUUACCUACUAAAGACACAGAUCCUGGUUUCUUUUUCAUAACUGAUACCUUUUACAAUGAUAAACGUAAUCCUCUAAAUAUGGAUUACUCUCAAACCAUACGCAGUUGGGCCAAAAAAGCCAAAGGUUUAAAUAAUCUCGACUUUAAAGUAGCUUGUCUAGAGGAAACCCGUUUUAUUGAUCUGACUGUCAGCUUGGGAUUUCCACAACUCUAUCUGCAUCAUGGUAACUGUGAACAUGUUUUUGUCUUUUCAAAUAUCGAGAUUAUAACAAAUCCAGGUUUACAACUUUUACCCUCCAUAUCCAACUAUCCCUGUGUCCUGACCAUUAGCCGCUUUAAUACACAAACAUGUAAUAUAUGCGGUAAAAUGAAUUACGUUUAUGUAGUCCUGGGUAGUAAUCGUCAACUACAGGAUCCCGCCUACUUAUGCAAACAAUGUUUUAUCUCCUUUCAUUAUGUGGAUGGUAAGAAAAUUGGUGAAUUUGCGGCGUAUCGUUUAAAUGAUGAAAUACAAAGGCCAGGAGUCGACGAUAUUGAAGUAUACAAUGGUGGCGAGGAGAUUACACAGGAAAAUUUAAAUGGUGAUCAAAUUGAUCAUGAUGAUGAUGAUUCGGAAAACUCGGAAGAAAUUGAUAUAAUUAUAAAAGAGGAAGUAAUUUGUAAUACCGAUGAUAACUGACUUUAUUCUAUUUGUAUGUUUGUGUAUAAAGUCGUUUGGAAUUGUUUUAAAUGAAUUCAAUUAGAUUCUGGGAGACUCUAACUUAAUUUCCUGUUAAUAAUUUUCUAUAAAUCAAAAAUUUAUCGAAAAUUUGCUAAAAAUUUAAUAUUUAUCGAAAUUUUUCUAUAAACUGAAAAUGUAUAAAAUUGUCUUUAAAUUGUAAAUUUAUCAAAAAUAUUUUAUAAAUUUAAAUUUCAUCGAAAAUAUUCUAUAAAUUUUAAAUUUAUUUAAAAUAUUCUAUAAAUUGAAAAAUCAUCGAAAAUAUUCUAUAAAUUUAAAACUCAUCAAAAAUAUUCUAAAAAUUGAUGAUUUAUCGAAAAUUUUUUAAAAAAAUAAAUAAAUUCAUAGAAAAUUACUAUAAAAUUUAUAGUAUAAAUCAAAAAUUUUCUAUAAAUUCAAAUACUAAUGUAUAGAAUAUAUUCUAAAAAUCAAAAAUUAUCGAAAAUUAUUCGUAAAUAAAAAUUUAUUUUUAUAAAUACGCCUGGUAACCAUGCAAAAUCCAACUGUCACUCUCUCGUUCUGUCUUGUAUGAAGAAGAAGAAAGUAACAAAGAAAAAUUGUAACAAAAACACACACACUCUACAAACAUACAAUAAAAUAAAUUUUUGUUAUCUGUGCGAAA